Molecule: messenger RNA, 1002 nt
Organism: Cajanus cajan (pigeon pea)
Lineage: Eukaryota; Viridiplantae; Streptophyta; Magnoliopsida; Fabales; Fabaceae
Gene: CRR28
Product: Tetratricopeptide repeat (TPR)-like superfamily protein
Biological process (GO): RNA modification
Molecular function (GO): zinc ion binding; protein binding; RNA binding
Source: RefSeq, a predicted model, not a curated record
AUUGUGCAUUUUGACAUGAUGAUUAAGGAUUACAAUGUGGAACCAAGAUUGGAGCAUUAUGGUUGUCUUGUUGACCUUUUUGCUCGUGCUGGGAGAAUCGAUGAUGCUCUAAGCUUGGUUUCAGAAAUGCCAAUUAAACCAGAUGCUGUGAUCUGGAGGAGUCUUUUGGAUGCUUGUUGCAGGCAACAUGCAAGUGUUGAGCUAAGUGAAGAAAUGGCAAAGCAAGUGUUUGAGUCAGAGGGGAGUGUCUGUAGUGGUGUGUAUGUGCUUUUGUCAAAAGUGUAUGCUUCAGCUUGUAGGUGGAAUGAUGUAGGGUUGCUUAGAAAACUAAUGAGUGAUAAGGGUGUGACUAAAGAACCUGGGUGCAGUUUAAUAGAGAUAGAUGGAGUGGUUCAUGAAUUUUUUGCUGGGGACACCACACAUCCACAAAGUGAAAAUAUAUACAAGUUUGUGAGUGAAAUUGAGGGGAAGAUGGAAUCAAUAGGGUAUUUACCUGACUACUCAGGGGCACCUAUGGUUGAUGAGGUUAAUGAUGGAAAACAGAAUGCUCUUAGGUUGCAUAGUGAGAGAUUGGCCAUAGCUUUUGGGAUCUUAAACUCAAGACCUGGCACGCCUAUAAGAGUGUUCAAGAAUCUUAGGGUGUGUAAUGAUUGCCAUAGGGUUACUAAAUUAAUCUCCAGAAUUUACAAUGUGGAGAUAAUUGUAAGAGAUCGUGCUCGGUUCCAUCACUUUAAAGAUGGAGCAUGUUCUUGUAUGGAUUAUUGGUGAUAGGUGGUCGUUUUAGAGGAAUGAAACAAAAUCCUCUGCCAACCACAUGGAACCAUCACAUAAAUUCAAUGGAUGAACAGAACUUGAAUUGAUUUUAUAUUGAUUUUACAGAGUACUAAAUUUUAAAUUACAUUAUGUCAACGUAAGAGAUCUUCAUGGCUUGUAAUUCUCGUGACCCUUUCGCAUUCUAUACAUUUAUCCUAUGAGUUGGAUCAGCUUUCCAACUCAGCCAAC